AUGUUUCUACCUUGCUCCUUGGCAUGUGGCUGCAUUAGAUACAGCUUUGAUUUUUCUUUUAUUCUUUUUCACGUUGUGAUCAGAAAAUGCUUGAAUAUGCUGCAUAAAGCAGUUCAAAUUGGUGGCGGGGACUUUUUUGUUCGCCGGUUUCAGAAUGAUGGGCAUACUAUAUGGAAGUUGCUUACUUCAUCCACAUUUCGAAGGAAACCAAUGCUAUCAAAUGAGGAAAGAAUUCUUCUCCCUUACCGAAGUAAUUCUAUAACUUCAGAAGAACCUAUGGCUGAAGUCUCCAGCCAAAAAAUCCAGGCAGCAGUAUUGGACAUGAUUACCUUGAUAUGUUCAGACAAGAGGACUAGUUCAGCAUUGCAGACAGUCCUGAAGAAAGUUAGUGGUAUUGUCGUAGGUAUUGCUUGCAGUAGCAUGGCAGGUCUCAAAGAUGCAUCUCUAAGGGCAUUAUCAGGACUUGCUUGCAUUGAUUCAGACCUUACCUGGCUUCUGCUUGCCGACGUCUACUAUUCCCUGAAUAGAAGGGAUGUUAUCCUUCCACCAUGCCGAGAUCUGGCUGGGAUUUCUGAGCUGCUUCCUGCCGCAUCAUCCAAAAAGGAAUAUUUGUUUGUGAAUUAUGCAGGAGAAGAUUUAGGCCUUGAUAUAGAUCCUUCAUCCGUGGAGGUAGUAUUUAGAAAGAUGGAAUCAGAAGUUCUUUUAUGAUAGCAUUUGUACAGUCGGAUCUGUAUCAUGUUGAAUGUACUCUGUAAAUUUGUGGGAGAUGUUAAGAAUCAUUGAGAAUGUAAAAGGGCAUUAGAUGUCACUUUGCACAUGGUAGUUAUCCUUUUCUAGCGAGGCAAGUUUGGGUAACUUUCCUUCAGUGAGAUAAUUUCUUGUAUAUUCUGUCUCAUGGAGUUAAAUGAUUUCAUUUGUAUGAUGUUCAUGAAACUCUGAAAUCUACUCAAAUGUUUGGUUAUCAUACCAUUAAUAUUGUGUGA
Messenger RNA from Musa acuminata AAA Group (dessert banana), 983 nucleotides. RefSeq lists its product as uncharacterized. The transcript has 2 exons. Gene Ontology annotation, cellular component: cytoplasm. Gene Ontology annotation, biological process: chromatin remodeling. The coding region runs from base 1 to 708 and encodes 235 amino acids. The record is from RefSeq and is a predicted model, not a curated record. Lineage: Eukaryota; Viridiplantae; Streptophyta; Magnoliopsida; Zingiberales; Musaceae.